CAUCACCACCUUAACAAUAUGUUUUGAUUUCCAUAUCCCCAGUUCAAUGUCUUGCCUUUAAUAGUCAAAUAGCCAUGUUUUAUAUCAUUUUAGAUGGCUUGAAGAAGAAGAAGACGCUGAUUAGAUCAGGUUUCUUAUUCUAUACCGUAAAAUCCUUGACUCCCCAACAACUUCACACAAACACCCAAAACAUAUGUGAAAAUGUGAGAGCACUCUGUAAGCAGGGCCAAUUGGCAGAAGCACUCUAUGUUUUGCAUAAUGUAAUGGACAAGAGAGCCAUUCAACCAGACUCUUAUGCCUAUUCUUCUCUCUUACAGGCCUCCUUGAGAUUGAAAUCUAUAACACAAGCAAAAAUAAUCCAUGCUCAUUUGAUUUUAACAGGAAUUCGGAUUGAUAUAUACUUAGGAAACCAGAUUGUGACUACUUACGCAAAGUGUGGAAGAUUGGCUGAUGCGCAUAGAGUUUUAACCCAGUUGCCUUUAGUUGAUGAAGUCUCAUUUACUGUUAUGGUUUCAGCUUAUACAAAGCAGGGGUAUGCAUUGGAGGCCUUAAAAGUGUUUUGUGAAAUGCAGAGAGUAGGAAUUAGGCCUGAUUCAUUUACUUUAAGUGCCGUUCUUUCGGCUUGCAUUAAGAUGGCAUCUCUGCAGCUGGGUAGGGAAGUCCAUGAAAACAUAAUUAGAAGUGGGUAUCAAUCUGAUGUUUUUGUGGGGAGUGGACUUGUGGACAUGUAUGUAAAAAUUGGGAGUAUAGAAGAUGCACGCAAAUUGUUUGACAAAAUGCCUGAAAGAGACGUUGUGUUUUGGACUUCCAUGAUUGCUGGUUAUGCACGGGAAGGGGAUGUUGAUAAAGCUUCGAAGUUGUUUGAGAAGAUGCCUGAAAAGAAUGUGGUCUCGUGGACUGCUAUUGUCGUGGCAUGUGCGAGAGGUGGGUAUCUUGAGGAAGCCCGUGAACUGUUUGAAAGAAUGCCUGAAAGGAAUGUGGUUUCUUGGAAUGCUAUGAUUUCGGGAUAUGCUCAGAAUGGUCGAGUAGGAAUUGCCUUGGAUCUGUUUUGGAAGAUGCCCGAGAGAAAUGUGGUAUCUUGGAAUGCAAUGAUUGCAGGAUAUGAACAGAAUGGAUGUUUUGUCGAAGCUGUAGAACUUUUUAAGCAAAUGGUAUCUAGAGGGGUGAAAUCGGAUCCUGAUACGUUUGCUAGUGUGAUACCAGCUUGUGCCCAGUUAGCUUCUCUGCAACAGGGGAAGGAGAUCCAUGAAGACGUAAUUCGAAGUGGAUUUCAAUUCGAUGAAUUUGUCGGGAGUGCUCUUGUAGACAUGUAUGCUAAAAGUGGGUGCAUAAAAGAUGCGCGCAAGAUGUUUGAUAAAAUGCCAAGGCAAAAUAGGGUUUCAUGGACAGCCAUGAUUGUAGGAUAUGCCAUGCAUGGGAGCAACGAGGAAGCCCUCCAUCUUUUUGAACAGAUGCAGGGUUCUGGUACUAAGCCUAAUGGUGUAACAUUUGUUGGGGUUCUAUCUGCUUGUUGUCAUGCCGGCCUAGUGGAUAAUGGGUGGCAAUACUUUAACAGCAUGAGUAAGGAUUAUGGGAUAGAGCCUAGGUUGGAGCACUAUUGUUGUAUGGUUGACCUACUUGGCCGUGCGGGGCAUCUUGAAGAGGCAAAACACUUUAUCCACGAAAUGCCAUUAAAACCCAAUGCUAGUGUAUGGGUAACCUUGCUUGGUGCUUGUAGAGUCCAUAACAAUAUAAAGCUAGCAGAAUAUGUGGCCAAAAAACUUACUGAUUUGGACCCUAUGAAUUCUACACAUUAUGUGCUUUUGUCCAAUAUUUAUGGAGCAGUUGGCAGGUGGGAUGACAUGGAAAAGGUGAGAAACUUGAUGAAAGACAAGGGAGUUAAAAAAGUUCCAGGAUGCAGCUGGAUUGAGAUUAAGGACAAGUUGUUUCCAUUCUUUGUAGGACAUACCUCGUACUCACAACCAGAAGAAAUUUGAGCAAAGUCAUACUGUUUAUCUGGACAGAUUAAGGAAGCAUGGUAUGCGCCUGACAUGAAUUUUGGUCAGCAUAAUGUGGAAGAAUAGAAGGAAUAGACUAUGCUACCAUGGUGAGAAGUGGAAAUGGUUAUUCAGUCAUUAAGAUGCAUCAUAAUAAAUAACUGAAGUUUUGAUUUUUCAUUAAUGAAGGCUGCUGUUAUUCAUUCGAAAGAAUGGAUAAUAAACAAACUGCAAAUAAUCUUGAACAAAAAGCUGACAAUUAAAUUUGGGAUCGCCAAAUUAAAUUUUGGUACAUCACAUCAAGUUAUCAAGAUUAUUUGAGGAUGGGUUAACCGUAACACAGCAACCAAGUUCAUUUCAAAGGUUAUGGCACAAGACAACAGUAUGAGUUAUGUUGGUAGUUUCUACAUUUCAGGUGGAAAGUUUUCUUGCGGGGAUUAUUGGUGAUGCUAAAUGCAAAAAGCGACAAGUUUAAUACUACAUAAAAACAAGGAGUAUUAGAACACGAUGGAACAUCUUGAGCAUGGAUGGCUGGGUACUCUAACUUGACAUUUCAGAUUACUGUAUUAUGAAACGGAGGCAUAGGACUGCGUGAUUGAAUCUCCAUAACAAUCGGUACCAAGAAAAGUUGGAGAUUGCAAUAUCGCAGUAAGAAUUCCUAGCCUAUGCAGCGGAAAGAGCCUCACCAAUGCUAUAAAUCACUAAACUGUCGAAACAUUGCGGACUUAAAUCCAUAAAUACAUUGAUAAUAUCUUGGAAAGGAAAAAAAAAGAAGUUUUGGAUGGAAUUUGACCAGCGAGGAUUCGUAGGCCAGCUUCUCAUUCUUGAUCUAGGUUCAAAGUCAAUUUAUUCAUCCUCAAGAUUUUUACCCUGGGAUCUGCUUAGAGAGUAAUUAAUGUUCUGAUUUAAGAGCUGAACAAUUUGUGAUUGAAAAUCUCUGUUCGAUCA
This is a messenger RNA of Cryptomeria japonica (Japanese cedar), 2924 nucleotides long. RefSeq names its product pentatricopeptide repeat-containing protein At4g02750-like. Gene Ontology annotation, biological process: RNA modification. The transcript has 3 exons. Lineage: Eukaryota; Viridiplantae; Streptophyta; Pinopsida; Cupressales; Cupressaceae. The record is from RefSeq and is a predicted model, not a curated record. The coding region runs from base 75 to 1976 and encodes 633 amino acids. Gene Ontology annotation, molecular function: protein binding; RNA binding.